AUGAUAUCUGGGUCCGGCCUCUACGCGGUGGCGAAGGCGAUGGCUCCGCUGUACUUCGCCAUGGCCGUGGGGUACGCGUCGGUGCGGUGGUGGCGCGCCUUCACCCCGGAGCAGUGCGCCGGGCUGAACCACUUCGUCGCCGUCCUCGCCAUGCCGCUGCUCAUCUUCCGCAUGGUCGCCGGCAACAACCCCUACGCCAUGACCCUCCGCCUCCUCCUCGCCGACUCCCUCCAGAAGCUCCUCCUCCUCGCCGCCCUCCUCGCCUGGGCCCUCCGCCGCAGCCGUCGCGAUGCCUCGCAUUCGUCCGCUUCGUCACUGUCGCCGCUCGCAUGGGCGGUGACGAUGUUCUCCCUCGCGACGCUCCCGAACACGGUCAUCAUGGGGGUGCCGCUCCUCGACGGCAUGUACGGCGCCUCCGGCGGCAGACACAUGGUGCAAAUUGUCUUCCUCCAGUUCGCCGUCUGGUACAACGUUGUCGUAUUCCUCUACGAGACCAUCGCGGCCGCUCGCAGCUGCGCGGUCGCGCCGCUCCCGCGGCUGGAGGGAGAUGCAUCAACCGGCACGAAUGUGAGUAUCUCGAUGCCGCCGCCGUCGGAGGGGAAUGAUAACGAGACCGUCGACCCAGCGCCACCGACGGCGCCGAAAGAGGAUGCAGAGAUCGCCAAUGUCGACGUUGCGACGUAUCGGCUGGAUGUGGAGGCGCAGGAGGAGGAAGGAGCGGCGGUGCCGCCGAUGCCGCCGCCGCCGGCGGUGAAGGUUGUUAUGGUGAUGGCUGGGAAGAAGCUGAUGAAGGUUCCAAGCACUUAUGCUAGUUUUCUUGGGCUCCUGUGGUCUCUUAUAUCUUUUAGGUGUGGAAUCAAGAUGCCUACGAUUGUUGAUGACUCAUUAUCGGUAAUCUCGAUCACAGCAGUUGGAUUAAGCAUGUUUAGUAUUGGAACAUUUAUGGCUCGACAAACGCGAUUUAUAUCAUGUGGUUAUCGUAUGGCUAUAGUUUCCACAUUAAUUAGGUUUCUUAUAGGCCCUAUUACUAUGGGUGCAACCUCACUUGUGGUGGGAUUACAUGGCACACUUCUGCAUAUAGCCAUUGUACAGGCUGCUCUUCCCCUUGCUGUUCUUUCAUUUGUUUAUGCAGAGGAAUACAAAUUACAUGCAGAUAUUAUGAGCACAGGGGUUAUAGUUGGGAACUUCGUGUCCGUUCCAGUCACAAUUGUCUACUAUAUUUUGCUGGGAUUAUAAAGAAACCUUAGCUUCGAAGUGGGGA
This is a messenger RNA of Ananas comosus (pineapple), 1261 nucleotides long. Its product is annotated as probable auxin efflux carrier component 9. Gene Ontology annotation, biological process: auxin export across the plasma membrane; auxin polar transport. The transcript has 6 exons. Bases 1 to 1236 code for a protein of 411 amino acids. The record is from RefSeq and is a predicted model, not a curated record. Lineage: Eukaryota; Viridiplantae; Streptophyta; Magnoliopsida; Poales; Bromeliaceae. Gene Ontology annotation, molecular function: auxin efflux transmembrane transporter activity. Gene Ontology annotation, cellular component: endoplasmic reticulum; plasma membrane.